Medicago truncatula (barrel medic) is the source of this 761-nucleotide messenger RNA. RefSeq lists its product as uncharacterized. The coding region runs from base 29 to 652 and encodes 207 amino acids. The transcript is spliced from 7 exons. Lineage: Eukaryota; Viridiplantae; Streptophyta; Magnoliopsida; Fabales; Fabaceae. The record is from RefSeq and is a predicted model, not a curated record. Gene Ontology annotation, cellular component: mitochondrial outer membrane.
GACAAAUUCGUUGGCAAGUAUUGCACGAAUGAAUGUAAAUUUACACUCCUUUCCGAUCCAUGAAAAUACUGUCACUUUGAGCUGCCCAUCAUCCGGCCCAAGUAAAAAAUGCUAUGUCUAUCUUGUGCCUGUUGUACAUACCAAAGAGAAGUCAAGAAGAGACGUGGAAACUGCAUUGUAUCAUUUGCGACCUCAGUCGGUGUUCCUUGAAUGUUAUUUGGAACCCAAAUUUUAUUCAUACUUCCAUGAGGGCUGUGAACAAGGGUAUGCCUUUAAGAUUGCGAAAGCAUUGGAGAUGGAAAUCAUUUUUGGCGAUAUCUGCGACCGUAGCUUGAAGACAUGUGAAGAUAGAAAGUUAGAUGAACUACGUCUGAGAUACGGAUUUGAAAAAGACAAUGAUAUGGAGUUGAGAGAUAUGGCUCAUGAUAUGGCUUUUUACGACGUCCGAGACUUAAUUAUGAUAACAAGGCUCUGGGACCAUGCUAAAACUCGGAGUUCCAUUGUAGCGAUUGUUGGAGAGGAUCAUAUAUAUGGCAUGCGCCAUUAUUGGAGAUUGAUGGAACUCGGUUCCUCAAGAGUACUUAAAGAGGCUGCGAAAUAUGAAGAAUACAUAAGACAACAUCAGCCGCCUACUCAGUUGAACCAUUUUUAACAAGAGCUUCAUAUGAAGAAUACAUUAGACAACAUGCUUUGACUGCACAAUGAAAUGGUAUUUUUUUCUUUUUUGGUAACAAUGAAAUGGUAUUUCUUGAAGUACAAAA